AUGGAUCGUGCCUCGGGCUCAGUUGCACAUCCACCAUAUUUCGAUGGCAACAACUAUGUCGUUUGGAAGCCCAAAAUGAAGUCGUUUCUUUGGUCCUUAGAUGAACGUGUAUGGAAUACAGUGGUUCAUGGAUUUCCUAAACCCACAAAGAAGAUUGGAAAAGGAGAUGAAGAAACCACAGUCCUCAAAACUAGAAAGGAGUGGACCAUUGCAAAAGUCACACACAACACUAAUAAUCAAAAAGGGUUAAAUGCUUUAUUUACUGCUGUCUCUUCCAAUCAAUUUGAAUAUAUAUCUGGUUGUGAUACUUCUAAGGAAGCUUGUGAUAUUUUGCAGGUUACUCAUGAAGGAACAGAUACUGUUAAGGGAGCCAAGCUUCAAAUGCACACUUUACAGUUUGAGACACUCAUGAUGGAUGAGAAUGAAACUUUUUCUGAAUUUUAUGUUAAACUUUGUGUAAUUGUGAAUGCUUGUUCAAGUUUAGGUGAAAAUAUUCUAGAAGAUAGGGUUGUGAAAAAGAUAUUGAGAUCCUUGCCUCAACAGUUUCAACCAAAGAUCACGGCUAUUGAAGAGAUCUGUGACUUGAACACCUUGAAAGUUCAAGAACUCAUAGGGUCCAUACAAACCUAUGAGAUGAAACAUCUAGCUCCUAAAAAGUGCAAAAGUGUUGCUUUCAAGGUUGUGAAUGAAGAAGAUGAUGAGCAUUCAGAUGAAAAUUGCAGUGAUGAGGAAUUAACGAUUCUAACAAGACGAUUCAUGAACUUUCUCAAGAAUCAGGAUCCAAGUAGUCGAGAUUCAAAAGGUAUAAAUUCUAAAAAUAGGUUUGUUGACUAUACUGAUGGUGGGUCUAAAUCUCGCAGCACCUUAAAUAAGCAGAAGGAUGGGAAGAAUAAGGCACUGCAUGCUACUUGGAGUGACAGUGAUUCUGACUCUGAAAAUAAAGAGAAGGCCAUUGCACUUAUCACGACUGUAAGCUUGGAUGAACCAACGAAGAAGGAUGAUGAUUGUGAAGAUAUGGAUGUUGUGUUUAUCAUCAACAAAUAUGAUGAUUUGUUGGUUGCUUCUCAGAAACUCAGCAAACAAAAUGAAGAGCUCGUAAGUUUGAUUGAUUUAUUUGGUGCAACCAAGACACUUCUUGAUGAAAUAGGUCAUAAUGGACCUACAUCACAAUUUCGUGGGAAGCUAAGAGUAUUUAUAUUGCCAUGA
Molecule: messenger RNA, 1206 nt
Organism: Prunus avium (sweet cherry)
Lineage: Eukaryota; Viridiplantae; Streptophyta; Magnoliopsida; Rosales; Rosaceae
Source: RefSeq, a predicted model, not a curated record